Molecule: messenger RNA, 3030 nt
Organism: Trematomus bernacchii (emerald rockcod)
Lineage: Eukaryota; Metazoa; Chordata; Actinopteri; Perciformes; Nototheniidae
Gene: cdk5
Product: cyclin-dependent kinase 5
Exons: 12
Coding region: 136-1014 (292 amino acids)
Biological process (GO): synaptic vesicle transport; axonogenesis; protein phosphorylation
Cellular component (GO): cytoplasm; nucleus
Molecular function (GO): ATP binding; cyclin-dependent protein serine/threonine kinase activity
Source: RefSeq, a predicted model, not a curated record
UUUAGACAGACCAGGAGCAGCAACUGCAUGUAGCUUUAAGCUAACGCUAGCUAUAACAACAAUAUUUACCCCUAUUAGGGGCUUUUAUCCGUCACUGGUUUGCUAGCUUUGUCGAGGUUGGCUUACUGGCCAAACAUGCAGAAAUAUGAGAAGCUUGAAAAAAUCGGAGAGGGUACGUAUGGAACAGUUUUUAAGGCUAAAAACAGAGAAACCCACGAAAUCGUGGCUUUGAAAAGGGUCAGGUUGGACGACGACGACGAGGGGGUGCCAAGUUCUGCUCUGAGGGAAAUCUGUCUGCUGAAGGAACUUAAGCAUAAAAACAUUGUCAGACUACAUGAUGUGUUGCACAGUGACAAGAAGUUAACCUUGGUUUUUGAAUAUUGUGAUCAGGAUUUGAAGAAGUAUUUUGACAGCUGCAAUGGGGAUCUAGAUCCUGAAACUGUGAAGUCAUUCAUGUACCAGCUGUUGAAAGGCCUCGCCUUCUGUCACAGUCGAAACGUUCUUCAUCGAGAUCUGAAGCCGCAGAAUCUCCUCAUAAACAGAAAUGGGGAGUUGAAGCUGGCUGACUUUGGGUUGGCUCGAGCCUUUGGCAUUCCUGUGAGGUGUUACUCAGCCGAGGUGGUGACUUUGUGGUACCGGCCUCCUGAUGUGCUCUUUGGUGCUAAACUUUAUUCUACCUCAAUUGACAUGUGGUCUGCAGGAUGCAUAUUUGCAGAGCUGGCUAAUGCUGGAAGGCCAUUAUUCCCCGGAAACGAUGUGGACGACCAGUUGAAAAGAAUCUUCAGAUUGUUGGGUACACCAACUGAAGAACAGUGGCAAACAAUGACGAAACUCCCCGAUUACAAGCCAUAUCCCAUGUAUCCGGCUACCACCUCGCUGGUGAAUGUGGUGCCCAAACUCAGUAGCACAGGACGGGAUCUACUCCAGAACCUGCUAAAAUGUAACCCUGUCCAGAGGAUCUCUGCAGAGGAGGCCUUGCAGCACCCGUACUUUGCUGAUUUCUGCCCACCCUAAAAGCUAAACGGCCACUCGCUGAACCUCAGCCACCAGAAUCAAUCAUCCUUCACUCUGCUCGGUCAUUAGGACCAACACGGCAAAUCCCUCUCCGGUCUCUAACACUCCCCUGCAUUUCAUUCUGUUGUGCCUCUGGAACGACGGCCUGGUGGCUCUGCAAGGAUUAAGGUUGUUUUAAAUUGCAAGCCUGUUUAAUUUUUUAUAUAAAUGCCUCCCAGUAAAUUAGCGCUAAUGUGGGAGGAUGCACCAUGUUGCAUUAAAUACUUUUUAUAACUGUGGAAAUGCUUUAGAACAAAAGCCCCUCCGCUCAAAAAGACCGAUACAAUUAACAUGCUGUUCAUUUCUGACUUUUAACAAGUUGUUUAUGGAUGGAAUAAGGCCCUUUGACUCUGUGGUCACAUUUGGUAAAUUAAUUCAGAUUUUAAUUGAAAAGUGCUGACGCAUUAGUUGACCAAACAGCCUCUCUGAGAUAUGCCAUUGCAAACUAAACCUUUUCUUAAUGAUCUAAAAUAUUUCUUUGGCAUUUCUAUCCUGCAGUGACUUUUUGUAUUAGCCGCAAUACAAAGGCUGGUGCUGGCAUAUCGGUAAAAGUUUAAAUCUGCUGAUGUAUUGGCUCUAGUAGAGACCACAGAUCCUGGGGCGGCUAAAUGCUACUUUUUCCAAUUCAUUCGUAUUUUUUUAGAAUGACAAGGGAGAGAUUCAUUUGAAAAUGAUGAAGGCUUAAGUCAAUGUUUUUAAGGAUUGUUUGUUAUUUUUAUUUCACUUUCAUUUACACGUCUGUAAUUCCAAAAUUAUUUCCAGGAAAUGUUUCUUGUUUGAAAUACUGUAUGUGAUUUGGUACUAAUUUAAUGCUAUGAAAGAAAUACUUUAAUUAAACCUGAGAAUUAUUUUAUAUAAUUAUUCACUUAUGGUGUACACUCAUUCGACUACAUUGACUAAAUUGUAUAUUUUUCUGUACAGACUUUUCAAAAUGUUGCAUGUUUGCUUCGUAGGUAACAUAAGCUAUUAUUUUCUUUGUAAUUAGUACCAAAAACAUACUUAUUUCCUGGAAACUUCCUAUGAAAUGAUUAGGAAAUAACAAACCUGUAUGAUAUAGUGUUAUAUAUUUUUUUCGUGACAGAAAACAGACUUGUAAUUCGGAGGUUUCACAUACCAACAGUACAUUUCGUCAUCCCACUACCUAGUUACAAGAUUGUAUAAUAGCAUGGAAAGCUAAUUUAUUAUUUUAACUUUCUCAGGCUUUUUAUUUCCCCUUUUGUAUUUCUUUUCUGCACUUUGUAAGUUUUAUUUGAAAUCGUUUAGUAUAUAUAAAUAUUAUUAAAUAUGUUGAACACUGACAGCCAGGAUUAUAGCCGGUUAUCAAUAAAAGGGCCAAUAUACAUAAUUUCAUGAUAAUGACUAGUGGACCAUUAGUGACACGUUACUUUUUUUACAUCAUAAUUAUACUAACAUCUUUUAGCUCUUCUGAAAUGCUUCUGUAGUUAAAUUAGAGAAUCCAGGUAAUCCACUGAUAAUCUGUGUUUUCAUAUAAUGAUUGUUUUGCACCAUUAGCUGUUUCUGGUUAUUCAUUGUAUCAACAUGGUUUAACAGCUUGCAGUGUUAUUUUACUCCAGAUCGUUACAGCGCUACUUAUCCCAUAAAUACGCCUACAUAAUGAUUUUGUUUGAAGUAGCUGUUCUAAUAGGGAAAUAACUUAUUUCCAUUUUGCUGAUGUAAGAAGAUAAUGGAUGCAUGUAUUUAUUAAUGAUGGAAUGUCUGCCCAUUUGUUUUGCAUUCGUUAAAAGAGGUAGCACAAGUUCAUUUGGUACAGAAACUCCUUCAUAUUGAUUCAAUGUAACUCAGAUCUUUAGUCAGCUCUUUUAGGAUUUAAAGGUUGUGUGUGUGUGCAUUAAGUUUAAUGAAAGAAAACAAAAGCAUUUCCUCUCAGUAUUUCAUUCUCUAGUGAUAACAAACUGCUUCAGAGUUACUUUGUACAGCUUCUAUUUAAGAUUUGAAUGAAGAGGUGUUUUGCACUUU